Molecule: messenger RNA, 2647 nt
Organism: Rana temporaria (common frog)
Lineage: Eukaryota; Metazoa; Chordata; Amphibia; Anura; Ranidae
Gene: RAE1
Product: ribonucleic acid export 1
Exons: 12
Coding region: 114-1253 (379 amino acids)
Biological process (GO): transcription-dependent tethering of RNA polymerase II gene DNA at nuclear periphery; RNA export from nucleus
Cellular component (GO): nuclear pore
Molecular function (GO): ubiquitin binding; RNA binding
Source: RefSeq, a predicted model, not a curated record
GGGUGAGCGGCUGACGGCACCGGAGACCAGACCUCACCUCCUCCCCCCCCCACAUGGGACAUUGAGGAUCAUCACACACCUCCCCUCUCUGUACAGAAGACAGCUGGAGGGUCAUGAAGGGACCCCAGAGAAAUAGGGGGUCCAAGAUGAGUUUAUUUGGCUCCACAGGUGGUUUUGGCAGUGGAGGGACCAGCAUGUUUGGCAACACAGCCGCCGAUAACCACAACCCUAUGAAGGAUAUAGAGGUCAGCUCUCCGCCGGACGACAGCAUAUCAUGCCUAUCCUUCAGCCCGCCGACUAUGCCGGGGAACUUCCUCAUCGCCGGCUCCUGGGCCAACGACGUACGAUGUUGGGAGGUGCAGGACAACGGACAGACGAUUCCGAAGGCCCAACAGAUGCACACAGGACCCGUGCUGGACGUCUGCUGGAGUGACGACGGCAGCAAAGUGUUCACGGCGUCUUGUGACAAAACUGCCAAAAUGUGGGACCUGAACAGCAACCAGUCCAUACAGAUUGCACAGCAUGAAGCACCAAUAAAAACCGUACACUGGAUCAAAGCGCCAAACUAUAGUUGUAUAAUGACUAGUAGCUGGGACAAAACUCUAAAGUUUUGGGACACGCGCUCGCCAAAUCCUUUAAUGACGCUUCAGCUUCCGGAACGCGGUUACUGCGCGGAUGUGGUGUAUCCCAUGGCCGCAGUAGCGACAGCCGAGAGAGGAUUAAUAGUAUACCAAUUGGAGAACCAGCCCUCCGAAUUUCGAAGGAUUGAAUCCCCGUUAAAGCAUCAGCACCGAUGUGUCGCCAUAUUUAAGGAUAAACAGAACAAGCCAACCGGUUUUGCUCUGGGAAGCAUCGAAGGUCGAGUCGCCAUCCAUUAUAUCAACCCCCCCAAUCCAGCCAAAGACAACUUUACAUUUAAAUGUCACCGGUCCAACGGGACGAACACGGCCGCCCCCCAGGACAUUUAUGCCGUAAACGCCAUCGCCUUCCAUCCGGUACACGGAACGCUGGCCACCGUCGGCUCCGAUGGCCGGUUCAGUUUCUGGGACAAAGACGCCCGGACCAAGCUGAAGACGUCGGAGCAGCUGGACCAGCCCAUCUCCGCGUGCUGCUUCAACCAGAACGGGAACAUCUUUGCCUACGCGGCGAGCUAUGAUUGGUCCAAGGGUCACGAGUUCUACAACCCACAGAAGAAGAAUUACAUCUUCCUGCGGAACGCCGCGGAGGAGCUGAAGCCGCGGAGUAAGAAAUAAAUAACAAAAAUCCACCAUCGCGUUAUUUAAAGACCCCGGUUCUGAACGCUAUCCUUCGGAGAGAUUAAAAACUAAAAGGGGCGGGGGGGGAGGGGUUCUAAGGCUGCCGUAUUGCCUUCACACCGCCAUAUUGCUUUCUUGGGGGGGGGGGUGAUUUGCGUCACAAAGGUGCUUGGCGCUCUGCUCGUUUUUCGGAACUCCAAAGCCAGCAGAGCGCUAAUAAAAUGAAAUCCCAGGAUGCCGCUGCUUGCAUUUUAUGAAUGGGCCGCAACGUGAAAGCCGCAGAACCCAAUGGAGAGCGGAUAGCGAUAUCUUUUCUCUCCUGACCCCGAAAUUGUUUACUUAUACCGCGUUCCUGUAAAAAUCGGCUUUCUUCAAACUGUUCUAAAGUGGUUGUAACCCCUUCCAUAUACCCCCCCCCCCCCCCAUUGCAGCGACUGCGUCCUCAGAGAGGAAACCAAUCCUCCUACAUACGUUGUACCUGUUUUAUCUGCUGUACAGAGUUUAUACAGCAAUCCUUGGCUCCCGAGGGGGGGCAUAUGAUGUCGCAGAGGGCUGAGUGUAAGCUGAGACCUGAGUGGAGGGAAACGCAGUCUCCUUGGGGAAACGUGCACAGUUUAGCUUGUCGGUCACCUGCUGGGUGCUGGAGGAGGGGGGGGGUUGGGAUUCCCUGGUGUCAGGGAUAAAGGAAGGGCAGAAAUGAGGUGCUUUGGAUUGAAGCAAGUACACAAGAUAUGGGGAUGUGCUUUGUUCAGUUUUAAUUUUACAACCACUUUAAGGACCGUUCUUGUAGUUUGCCUUGUUAAUAGACCCCCCCCCCCCCCCCUUCUGCCUACAUGGAUGCUGCAGGAAGGCACCGGCGCUGGUGUCGGGACUAUGCCCCCCCCCCCGGCUACGUUCACAAACCGCAGCCCGGCGGUGGAAAGGACUCUUAAUCUUUCCUAAGGGUGGUGCCCAGAGUUAGUACUGAAUGUUCAAUUAUUGUUUAUAUAUUUGUUAUAUUUUUCUUUUUUUAUAUUUGAUGUUCUGUUCUGAUGUUCUGCGAAUUUUUAUUAAUAAUGUAUCCUUUCCGAGAGCCUCAAACACUCGCAGGUUCAAUCUCCUUACACUGGAAGGCCCUGCGUGUCGGCGGCCUAGGGGGGAGGAGUCUGGCUUUGACCAAUUCUGAACCGCUGUAGGCCGCCGUUUGGGGUGGGGGAGGGUAAUUUUAAGUUCUCGAGGGUCAUAGAUGUGGUGAGGACCCUCCCACAGUCCGUGUAGAGGACGCCCAAUCGUGAAAGAGGUCCAUCACGUCGGCCUCCGCGGGUUCAAAGACACACAAAUCUGUUCUGCCGUUUUCUGAGAGAGACGCAAUCAAAUGAUUUUUUUCCUAUAAUAAAGACACUUGUUUAGUA